Drosophila busckii is the source of this 600-nucleotide messenger RNA. RefSeq lists its product as uncharacterized. Bases 1 to 600 code for a protein of 199 amino acids. Lineage: Eukaryota; Metazoa; Arthropoda; Insecta; Diptera; Drosophilidae. The record is from RefSeq and is a predicted model, not a curated record. The transcript has 2 exons.
AUGCUUGAGCUAAUGUGUCUUUGCUUGUUGGCUAGUCAGGCCUUAGCUUACAGCAAUGCGUACUUGCCACAGCAGCAAGCGCGAGUUGCCACACAAUACUUUAGCUAUAGUGCACCAGCGGAGGAGGAUCAAACGCUGCAGUCGCAAGCAGCGCGACAGCUGGCACAAGCGUUUCAGCCAGCUCAACAGGUUGUCUUCAUACGCUCGCCCGAAACUAAUUUGUUUACCUUGACGGCCAAGCAGCUGGCGGCACGCAAUGCUUUGGAUAUCUAUGUGCUGCAGCGGCAAACAGAUGCUGCCACAUUGCAGCUGCAGCGCGCUGCCAUAGAGCAGCAACUGGGCCAACAGCCUACAGUGCGCUUUGUUAAGUAUCGCACGCCAGCGGAUGCCAACAGAGCGCUAAGCAGCCUGCGAGCCAACUAUGAGCAGUUGCCUGGACGCAGCAUCAGCCAUGCGCUGGAAACAGCAAAUGUUAUAAAGCUGCAUUCACCAAGCUUGAACGUUGUUGUGCCACAAGCAAACUACGAGCCGCAGGAGCUGGAAACAGCGCAGCUACAGUCGCUCUUUCGACAAUAUUUGCCACCCGCACAGGAGCGUUAG